This is a messenger RNA of Punica granatum (pomegranate), 1870 nucleotides long. The record is from RefSeq and is a predicted model, not a curated record. Lineage: Eukaryota; Viridiplantae; Streptophyta; Magnoliopsida; Myrtales; Lythraceae.
CUCUCCUCCUCCUCCUCCUCCUCUUCUGCUUCUUCUUCGUCCUCUUCCUUGAGCACGCGCGCACUCACACGCAAGAACGAACGAAAUAGUAAAGAAAAAGAAGAGAGACUUAUCAAUCAAUCGAUCAGACUUCUGGGAGUGGGAGCGGAGUAGAACGAAAGUGUAGCGAGCCUUCUUUGCGUGGAGUCUUUUUUUUUUUUUUUUUUUUCCUUCUCUCUUGGCCAUGGCGACGUUGCAGGCGAUAAGGGUGGUGAGGGAAGAAGAAGGGAGGAGUCAGAGCCCCAGGAGCCCUGAGGCCAGGCUUGGGAUGAAAGUUGAGGAUCUCUGGGAUAUCCAGCAGGGCGGUCAGCUCUCUCCCACUGAGAAGCUCAAUGCUUGCUUCGAGGGCAUCCCUCUCUCCGCCUUCCCCCCUUCCCCUUCCUCCCAAGUAGUCGAGAUAAGGUCGGAUGCUAGUCUAGCUGAAGCGGUUCGCUUACUGUCCGAGCACAGGAUCCUGGGUGCACCAGUCGUGGACGUUGAUGCCCCCAAGGAUGCCAGCUGGAUGGAGAAAUACAUUGGCAUUGUCGAAUUCGCCGGGAUCGUGGUCUGGAUCCUAUAUCAGUCGGAGCCUCCAUCUCCUAGGAGUCCAAAAUCAGGAACUGCGUUUGCUUUGGCAGCUAAUGGAGUUACUUCGGCCGUGGGACUCAACUUAGGCCCAGAAACUGCUGCUGCCACCCCAGGAAGCUUUUUCGAGGCUCUAAUCUCCUCUGAGAUUUAUAAGAACACCAAGGUUGGGGAGAUCUCUGGUUCAUUCCGGUGGGCCCCGUUCCUUGCAUUGCAGAAGGAGGAUUCCUUCCUGACCAUGCUGUUGUUGCUCUCAAAGUACAAGAUGAAGAGCAUCCCCGUGGUCGAUGACGGGAAGAUCGAUAACAUUAUCACCCAGGCCGCAGUGAUCCACAUGUUGGCAGAAUGUGCGGGGCUUCAUUGGUUCGAGAGCUGGGGGAGGAAGAAGCUCUCCGAACUUGGCCUUCCCCUCAUGACUCCCGACCAGAUUGUUAAGGUGUAUGAAAAUGAGCCGGUGCUGCAGGCAUUCAAGCUGAUGAGGAAAAAACGAAUCGGAGGAAUACCCAUCGUUGAUGCCAGUGGUAGGAAGGCCGUGGGCAAUAUAAGCUUAAGAGACGUUUGUUUUCUGCUGACGGCACCGGAGAUCUACCGCGAUUACAGGUCGGUCACAGCAAAAGGCUUCGUGAUGGCGGCUCGAGACUACUUGGAGAAGCACGAAGGGACCUCACCUAUGAUGAGUGGCAUGAUAACAUGCAAGAAGGACCACACCAUGAAGGAGCUGAUCUCGAUGCUGGACUGCAAGAAGAUUCACCGGAUAUAUGUAGUAGAUGAUGACGGGAACCUAGAAGGUGUGAUCACGCUGAGGGACAUAAUCUCAAAGCUAGUCCACGAACCCCGUGGCUACUUUGGUGAUUUCUUCGAUGGAGUUCUUCCCUUGCCAUCGAACAGCAGGGUCUAGUGCUGAAUUUCCUGAAAUGAAUUGACUGGCAUCAUUUUUGAUCCUCUCUUGGCUACUUUCUUUUACUUUUUUUUUUUGUUCUCUCGGUCCCCCUCCUUUUCUUUUCUUAUGUUGCCGCACUUUUGUUGUGCUUUAAAGUGGACUGUAGAUCUGUGCUGCGCUUUGAAAUUGACUGUAGAUGCGGGUUGAAUAAUCGGUGGGCUGUUGUAACAUAGGCAAAAGCCCCCUUGUAGUUAGUUUAGUUAAAUACAUGCUCUGAAUGGAGAGUGAUGUUGUUUGUGAUCAUGAGAUUUGUAUGAAACUGUCAGAUAAAUGGAUGAUUUUGUUCUGUGGCUGUGUCCACCGACCGAGCAGCCACUUCUUUCGUUA